UAACAUUGAAAUGGACGAAUACAAAUAAAAACCCGUGCCCGGUGUGGGAUAAUAUUGACCAUAUCGUAAUAUUUUUUAAUACUGUAUAGUAUGUUGAAACCCGAUUAUUUUACAAGUAUACAUUAUUGUGCCCCACACACUACGCCCUUUAAGUCGAUUUUAUUCAAAGUCAAUGUGAUUUUUUAUCAACCAGACGGAGACUUGCGAAUCACCCUGUAUACAUAGAACGGCGGCGUCGUCGUUAAUUAUAUCGUGUCGUAUAAUGCAAUAUAAUGAUAUUAUUAUUAUUUUAUAUCCCACUGGAUCCCGGAAAACGCGUGCUCUGCGCUGCACGGUCAACGGCGUUUGGGGGCGACGCUCACGGCCCGGAACGCGCAUAAAAGCGCCUUGCUCGCUGUCCGUCGGCACCACUGCUGAAACGCGUGUACAAAGUCGUCCGCUCCCGAUUCGUGUACGAAUCCGACAGGUGUCCGCAGCCCGUCGCAGUCGUGUUCUCCGCUGUCGCCGUAGUCGUACCAAAAGUCGAUUUACUUAUAUUAUAUCAUAUUUUGAUAACACGUCGCUAUCACGAUGACGUCGAAUCAACUGGUCGUCGUCGGCGCCGCCGCCGUGCUGUGGUGGUCGUGUGCCUCCGCCGCCACCACCGACGUCUCUCCCGGUGGCCAAGUCGCGUCUGCAGCCAACACCGCCGAAGGACUGCCCAGCCUGGCCGAUAUUUCGCGGAUAAUCGAAGCUCAAGGGUUGCUGCUGUCGUCCGGCACGCCGUUCGACUUGUUGGAAGCUUGGAUGACCGGUGACGACGGUGGCGAUCCGGCCGAAGGUCGGGGGAAAAAACCCAAACCGGCGAUGAUGGCCAUGACGAUGGCCGGUACGGCGGCCGCCAGCAUGCUGAUGAUGAAGGCCAUGGCCGCGAUCAAGCUGUUCAUCAUACACGCGUUUUUCGCCACCAAGCUGGGUCUGGUAGUCGGCGCCUACCUUUUGGUGUGCAAGCUGAUGGAAAUGAAGUCGCCGGCCAAGAAGUCGGUGCAGGUCAAGUGGGUGUCGGCGCCCGCGCACUUUGACGAACAUCCCCCGCAGAUGCCACCCAUGAUAUCCCACUACCCCGACGCCGGCCAGUCGUCUUACGAACCGCAACAGGAGCAGCAGCAACAGCAACAUCAACCCACCGACCAGUACGGACCACCGCCGCAACAGCAACAGUACAUGUCGUCCGGAGACUUCAACGGCGGCGGCGACAUGCAGGCACACUAUACGUACGUGAGUCCGGUCACGUACAGGCCGACGAUGGUCAACCGCAAUCAGUCGGACAACAUGGCCAAGUCCGGCAGAGUGAAGUCAUAAGACGAAACGGACGCCGGCGGCGAUGGUGUAUAAUUAUUAUAACUUAUUGCAGGUACAUAACACACCAAUUUUGUUUCUUUUUUAAAAAAAAUAUUCUCUACUCACCCUGUAUACAACGCGUGCUGUAUCCCACUACACCCAAGUACCUAAUUAAUUAAUUAACUGAAAUCCAUGACUUUCAGAAAAUCCCAUAUCAACACACACACGCGCGUCUUUGUUGUUCGUCCCGACUCUGCGUAUAGCCAAACCGAAUUCGCAACAGUAAUAAAGUAUUAGGUAGUGAAUCGUCCACGGUGUUCCAAGUGUAGAGUGAGAUGUAUAUACAAUUCUAUAAUUUUUUUUCCGAGAAGAAUUUUUUAAUUAUUAUUCAUACAGAUGGUAAUAAUAUACUAAG
Acyrthosiphon pisum (pea aphid) is the source of this 1735-nucleotide messenger RNA. RefSeq lists its product as uncharacterized. The transcript is spliced from 2 exons. The record is from RefSeq and is a predicted model, not a curated record. The coding region runs from base 571 to 1341 and encodes 256 amino acids. Lineage: Eukaryota; Metazoa; Arthropoda; Insecta; Hemiptera; Aphididae.